AUGGCGUCGGCGUGCGUUAAGAACAUCGGAAUGCCGCCGGAUAACUUCCUCGACUGUCCUCCGGCGGCGUUUCCCUCUUACGGCUGGCUUAGCCCGAGGAUAUCGUUCAGUCGCGAGUUUCCCGAUGAGGACGCCUCAAAUAGGUUGCCUCCCAAGCGUCUGUCGCUUCUGCACAAUGCGAGCUAUGAGAAGCUGAAAGAGCCAAAUCUGGAGCUCUCCAGCAAGGAUUUCGUUGAUUUCGAGUUCCGCCUCGAAGAUCCGGUCACAAUGCCUCCCGCCGAUGAGCUUUUCGCCGACGGAAAACUCGUUCCGUUGCAGCUGUCCUCCUUCUGGCACUCUGCGUUUUCAGAAGCCAGAUCUCCGGAUACGCCUAAGUAUCGGCGUAGGAAUGAGAUAUCCUCCAGAGAUCCGAAUUUGUUUUCGACCGAGGCGCCGAGGUGCUCUAGCCGGUGGAAGGAGCUUAUCGGCUUGAAGAAUCUGUACCAGAACAGCAGUAUGAAGCAGGAGGAUCCGAGAAUGGCGUCGUCUGAAUCCUCGAAUAACAACAAAAAUUCCUCCAGAGGCCUCAAACAUAUGCUUCAGCGCAGCUCCAAGUCCUCAAUGAAUACGUCCUUAAAUUCAUCCUUAAAUCAACCAUUGCUAAAGGACUCAGAUAAUGAGUCAAUAUCGUCUUCAUCCAGCCACGAACACCACGAUCUGCCUCGACUCUCGCUUGAUUCAGAAAAGCCAAGCAGCGGCAUUCGCAAUGCUCAUCAAUCCACCAGCAGAAAUCUGUCUAGAGUUCGAUUGUCAAAAUAUAAAUCAGAAAACCGUGUUAGGAUUUGCUUUGCCUAA
This is a messenger RNA of Salvia splendens (bonfire salvia), 834 nucleotides long. RefSeq lists its product as uncharacterized. Lineage: Eukaryota; Viridiplantae; Streptophyta; Magnoliopsida; Lamiales; Lamiaceae. The record is from RefSeq and is a predicted model, not a curated record. Bases 1 to 834 code for a protein of 277 amino acids. The transcript has 2 exons.